Messenger RNA from Aureobasidium musti, 702 nucleotides. Lineage: Eukaryota; Fungi; Ascomycota; Dothideomycetes; Dothideales; Saccotheciaceae. The record is from the annotation of a GenBank genome assembly.
AUGUCCGAAGGCUCGCACUCAGAGAAGCCCGUACGUUUCUUGUAUACGUUUCAUCCACACAGACUGAUCCAAGUGGCACGCAGNAAAGCAGGCGCCGAAUCGCCAACAACAGCACGCGAGCUCGAUUUCGACGACGACCACCAAGAGAGCAGUCCCCUCAAGAGCCCUACCCCCAAGCAAGUCAGCUUCGUCGAAGUUGAGGACGAAGAUGCUCCGGCCAAGUCUACGCGCCCCUUGAGUCCCAAGUCUCAGAACGAGAAGACACUCAAGGAGGCCUUUCCCACAAUCGACUCCAAGGUCAUCAGCGCCGUUUUGAUAGCCAGUGGUGGCAAUGUCGAGCCUGCGUUCAACGCUUUGCUGGGUAUAUUACUUGCAGUCGUCUUGCAGACCACCACUAACCCUUCGAUAGCCAUGUCCGACCCUGACUUCAAGCCCGAAGAGGCUCCACCACCGCGUCCUCCGAGACCUACCCAGGCUCAGCGCCAGCUCGACGCCGAUGAGCAAUACGCCCGCCAACUAGCUCAACACUUCCAGACCGAGUCGCGCUCUCAGCGAUCCAGACGAGACGACGAUGAUCGUGGUCCUCCUCUUCCUAAUCGCCCUAGACAACAGCGUCCAGGUCUUGCAGAGGAUGACAGAGAAUACAGCUUCUUCGACGGUACACUCUUACUCUGUCCGGGACCACGUCUUGUACACCGGUGA